Molecule: messenger RNA, 1854 nt
Organism: Prunus armeniaca (apricot)
Lineage: Eukaryota; Viridiplantae; Streptophyta; Magnoliopsida; Rosales; Rosaceae
Source: the annotation of a GenBank genome assembly
AUGAUCACCUUCUCACUUACAGAUAAUGAAUUCAAGGGCAGCAUUCUACCUAACACAGGCCUCAACAUGCCUAAUCUCCAACAGAUCGGAAUUGGUGGAAAUGAAUUCUCUGGGAAGAUCCCAGCUUCAUUUUCGAAUGCUUCUCAGCUUCGAAUAUUUGAUAUUACAGAAAAUAAUUUUUUGGGGCAAGUCCAGAAAGUUUUGGAAAUCUUGCAGGUCUCCAGUGGCUUGGCUAACCUGUUCACAAGUUCCAUUCCUACUUCUUUUGGGAAGUUCCAACAGCUACAAAUAUUGGCUUUAGAUGAAAACCGAUUAUCAGGACAGAUCCCAUCUUCCAUACGAAGCCUCUCUCAACUGUUUCAACUCUACUUAUCAGGAAAUAAAUUAGAAGGAAGCAUUCCUCCAAGUAUUGGAGACUGCCAAUAUUUGCAGUACAUGGAUAUCUCACAGAAUAGCCUUAGUGGAGAGAUACCACCACAGGUCAUUUGUCUUUCCUCCUUAUCUGUCUUGCUCAAUUUAUCACAUAACUCACUAACUGGCAGCCUAUCUGUGGAAGUGGGCAAGCUAAAGAAUAUCAAUGCACCGGACGUCUCUGAAAAUAAUCUGACUGGAGACAUUCCAGAAAACAUGGGAGACUGUCAAAUUCCAAAAGAUCUGCAGAGACUUCCUUUCUUGCUGUAUUUGAACCUUUCCUUCAAUAAUCUGGAGGGUGAGCUUCCAGCAUGCCCCAUCAAAGGACUAGAACAGAGAAAGAUCCAUAGUUUCAACCUAGAGUUCAUAAUUGCUUUAGUGCUUGGAUGUUCUCUUUUGUUUUCAUUCUUGCUUGCACUGUAUUGGAGGAGGAAACCCGAAAAGAAAUUACCAUCUGCAGUCUCAUCAAUCAACUUCCUUUCGAAGGUAGUUUUGGCUGUGGAUAUAAAGGGGUUCUUGAUAAGGAAGAGAAGGUUAGUUGCUAUAAAGGUCCUGAACCUCCAACAGAACGGAGCUUCCAAAAGUUUCAUGGCUGAAUGCAAUGCACUUGUUAAGAUCUUAACAUGUUGCUCCAGCGUGGAUUACAACGGUAAUGAAUUCAAAGCUCUAGUUUUCGAAUAUAUGUCAAAUGGAAGCUUAGAGGAGUGGUUGCACAGAGAAAAUCAAUCAAGGAGUCUGAACCUUCAUCAAAGAUUAAAUAUUGCAGUUGAUGUGGCUUCUGCAUUGUAUUAUCUCCAUGACCAUUGUGAACCACCAAUCAUUCACUGUGACUUGAAGCCAAGCAACGUUCUUCUUGACAAUGACGUGAUUUCUCAUGUAGGUGACUUUGGGUUAGCAAGACUCAUAUCAACCACCACGCAUUCCUCUGAAAAUCAAAGCAGCACAGUUGGAACUAAGGGAACCAUUGGCUAUGCUGCUCCAGAGUAUGCAAUUGGUGGUGAGCCAUCAAGACAAGGGGAUAUAUAUAGUUAUGGGAUUCUUGUAUUGGAAAUGUUCACAGGAAGAAGACCCACAGAAGAAAUGUUCAAAGAUGGUUUCAGUCUUCAUAACUUUGUUAAGAUGGCAAUACCAGAAAGAGUUAUGCAAAUUUUGGACCCGGCUCUCCUCGCCACGGUAGAAGAGAAAGCACCUCCUGCUGCAGCAACAGAAAAUGAAGUAAACUACAUCAGUGGCUACAACAUUGAAAUUAAGGCAGAAGAAGAAAACAUCAACUCUGAGAAGCUAGGCAAGAUGAGCCCAUAUGUGAGCAAGUGCAUAGUUCCAAUCCUUAAGAUUGGACUUGCAUGCUCAGAAGAAUCACCAAAACAUAGAAUGAAUAUGCAGGAUGUCACCAGGGACCUGCACCAUAUACAAAAUGCUUUCAUUGGCGUUGAUAUCUGUUGA